This is a messenger RNA of Spinacia oleracea (spinach), 1669 nucleotides long. RefSeq names its product xylan glycosyltransferase MUCI21. The transcript is spliced from 4 exons. Gene Ontology annotation, molecular function: glycosyltransferase activity. The record is from RefSeq and is a predicted model, not a curated record. Bases 161 to 1561 code for a protein of 466 amino acids. Lineage: Eukaryota; Viridiplantae; Streptophyta; Magnoliopsida; Caryophyllales; Amaranthaceae.
AUUAUAAAACUAUAGACAAAUCGAAGAUGCAGAUUUAUGCACGAGAUUAUUAAUGUAGGCAGUAAUUAAUUAAUCGCCUCGAUCUGAUCCACAUUUAAAUCUCAAAUAAAUUGUCAUUAAACGACACUAACUAAGAUUCAAAGUUAAGGUUCAUAUAAUUAUGGAGAAAAUGGAAAAAAGAAGAAAGCUAAUUAUCUCAUUAAUUGGAAGUUCAAUCAUUUUUAUCCUUUUCGUCCCUUUGUUUCAACAAUCAUUUCGUCCUAGGAGUUCUUCUCCUACAUUUGAUUAUUCAAGGAAACACCAAAUAUGGAAGAAGAGAGAUGACGCCCGUAUGGAAGGAAAAGAAUCUAUGGAGCUCCGUUUAAGAAGAUUAGUACGAGGAAAAGAUCUAGCUCAACUAGAUGCUACCGGAAUGACAUGCCUCUAUGACUUCCACUUCGAACAAUGCAUCGUUAACAAACCAGUAAUCAUACCAACCAACGAACCCUUAGUCGUUUACGUACCGUCCGAUCAACCACCGGAGAAACGGACCCUUCAGCCGUAUGCUAGAAGAGAAGAUCCAACGGCCAUGAAAGAAGUCACACCAAUACAAAUACUUCAUGGGAAUAACAUAACACAUCGGAAAAAUGCUUCUUCAUAUUGUGAAGUUACACAUGAAGUUCCAGCAAUUGUUUUCUCAUCUGGUGGAUUUAUAGGAAAUGUGUUUCAUGAGUUGAAUGAGAUUAUAAUCCCAUUAUUCCUCACAUCUCGUCAUUUCAAUUCCAAAGUGCAAUUUGUUAUCACUGAUUAUGCAGAUUGGUGGGUGUUUAAGUAUAAGGAUGUUUUGAAGAAAUUGUCAUCUUUUGAGGUUUUAAAUGGUGAUGGUGAUGGUGAUGGAAGAGUUCAUUGCUAUCCUGCUGCUGUUUUUGGUCUCAGGUACCAUGAUAAUUUAGCACUAAACAGUUCUGAAAUCCCAGGAGGCUACACAGUGGCAGAUUUCAGGAACUUCCUUGGGGAAACCUACAACUUGACCAUGAAGGCCACAAAGAAGCCCAACAAAAAGCCCAAAGUUCUCUUGAUAUCUCGCAAGGAAACAAGAGUACUUCUAAAUGAAGAUGAGAUGGUAAAGAUGAUGUUAAAUUUGGGCUUUGAAAUCCACAAGGCCAAGGCCCAUGAAAUGCUAUAUUUGGACACAUUUGCACAAGUUGUGAAUUCAUGUGACAUUAUAGUUGGGGCCCAUGGGGCUGGGCUCACAAAUGAGGUGUUUCUUCGUGAUGGGGCUGUUGUAGUCCAAAUUGUGCCCUUAGCCCUUAAUUGGGCCUCCGAUACUUACUAUGGUAAUCCAGCCCAUAGUAUGGGGAUAGAGUACAUGGAAUACAAAAUUGUUGCUAAAGAGAGCUCUCUAUAUGACGUGUACGGUCCAAAUGAUCCCAUUAUUUCUAAUCCAUUGGUUGUCUUUGAACAGGGAUAUAGGGAUGCUAGGUCAUUAUACAUUGAUGGACAAAAUGUCACCAUUGAUUUAACAAGAUUCAGAGGCACUCUCAUUGAAGCUUUGAAGUUUUUGGGUUAUCCAAUAUCUUGAUUUUAAAAAUGAUAGUAGAGAAUAGAUGAUGGAACUCGUUGUAGGAAAUGUAAAUAGAACACUUUGUCAUAAUUUAAUAACUACAAUUGCAUCAAAAAAAAUUAAUAA